Medioppia subpectinata is the source of this 749-nucleotide messenger RNA. Lineage: Eukaryota; Metazoa; Arthropoda; Arachnida; Sarcoptiformes; Oppiidae. The record is from the annotation of a GenBank genome assembly.
UAAGUAUGAAUACUGAGUCUGUAUUGAUUACGGGCGCCAAUCGUGGUAUUGGUUUGGAAAUAGUGCGACAAAUAUUGACGGACAGCACCCGCACCGAUGGCGGGCCCACACAUGUGAUCGCCACUACACGACAGGCCACUAAUGCGGCGUUAGAUGAGCUCCGGGCCAGUCAUAAAAACUUACAUGUCCUACAACUGGACGGUACGGACUAUAAGAGUUUUGAUGGCUUUGCCAAACAAGUGGCCGAUAUUGUGGGCGACAGGGGUUUAGAUACUCUCAUCAAUAACGCCGGCAUUUUUCUAUGGAAAAACCUUGAUGAAACAACCGCUGAACAUAUGGUGACCAACUUUGAAGUGAAUUCCGUGGGACCACUGAUGCUCACCAAAGCCUUGCUACCAGUGCUUAAGAAAUCGGCGGCAACCAAGCGCAAAACCAUCAUUAUCAACAUAGGUGCUUUGCUGGGCUCGAUUCAGGACAUUGAUAAAUUCAAAGAGUUUAUGUUUUACCCGUACGUUGUGAGCAAAGCCGCAUUGAACAUGAUCAGUAAAUGUUUGGAUGUUGACCUGGCCCCACAUGGCAUUAGGUCGGUGGUGAUUCACCCUGGUCAUGUGGCCACAGAUAUGGGUGGUCUGCACGGUGCGCUUACCCCGGAGCAAAGUGUGACCCAGGUACUUCGCACUGCUAACAAUGUUAAGAAUUCCGAUUAUGGCAAGAUGCUUAAUUAUGAUGGUGCUGUGUUGCCGUUUUAA